Pyrenophora tritici-repentis Pt-1C-BFP is the source of this 1662-nucleotide messenger RNA. Its product is annotated as ProP, Permease major facilitator superfamily. Gene Ontology annotation, cellular component: membrane. Gene Ontology annotation, molecular function: sulfate transmembrane transporter activity. Gene Ontology annotation, biological process: transmembrane transport. The record is from RefSeq and is a predicted model, not a curated record. NCBI's taxonomy places the organism in Eukaryota, Fungi, Ascomycota, Dothideomycetes, Pleosporales, Pleosporaceae.
AUGGCGACCUCGAAUCGCCCUGAUGACCUCCCUGUUGAUGGGAAAUCCGACUUUGAAGUCUCUGGUAGCAGUGCCGGCAACAGCGACACCGAAGUCCACAAGUCUGGCAAAAACGGAAAGAACUAUCAUACCUUUGCCGGGGCAGGGGUCUCGGGAGAUCACUACAGACCCGUCGAAACCUACGAAGGGAUUCAUCGCUAUGAUCCAGACUUCACGUGGGAGCCCGCGGAGGAGAAGCGCUUGGUGCGGAAGGUUGACAAACGGAUAUGUACCUGGGUCUGCUUGAUGUUCUUCGCACUGCAACUCGACAGAGGCAACAUAUCCCAAGCUCUCAGCGACAAUUUCCUCGGGGACCUCGGCAUGGACACCAACGAUUACAAUUACGGCCAGACUAUUUUCUACCUCUGCUUCUUAUCCGCUGAACUUCCUUCUCAACUCAUCAGCAAGAAGCUUGGGCCAGAUAAUUGGAUCCCGAUACAGAUGGUGUCCUGGAGUCUCAUCGCCAGCUUCCAGGCUUUCCUUAGUGGGCGAAAAUCUUUCUUCGCUUGCCGCGCACUGCUGGGUUUGUGCGAAGGGGGAUUCAUCCCAGACAGCAUUCUUUACCUCAGCUACUUCUACACUGGGUGGGAGCUACCGGGUCGGCUUAGUUGGUUCUGGGUGAGCUACCAAUCGACGCAGAUUAUAUCUGCCUUUCUCGCUUUUGGCAUCUUGCGCCUCCGGGGCCAUAAUGGUAUGGAAGGCUGGCGGUGGCUGUUCGCCUUGGAGGGAACGUUGACGGGCUUGAUUGGUAUCGCGUCGUGGUUCUACCUGCCGCCGAGCCCGACUCAGACUGCGAGUCAGAGAUGGAACCCAUUCCGCGGGAAGGCUGGGUGGUUCAACGAGAAGGAAGAGAAAAUCAUGGUUAAUCGUAUAUUGAGGGAUGAUCCAAGCAAGGGCGAUAUGCACAACAGACAGGGUCUGAGCUUUCGCAUGCUGUGGGAGUGUGCAAAGGAUUACCACAUGUGGCCCAUUUACCUACUUGGCUUGUCAUGGAUGAUACCUUCGACACCUUCAACUGCAUACCUUACCCUGCAGCUCCGAUCGCUUGGAUUCAGCACCUUUGAAACCAAUCUACUCACAAUCCCAGCAUACGUCCUCUUCAUCCUCCAGCUCCUCUUUUGGACCUACAUGUCCGAGCGCUUCAACGAACGCUUCCUCGUUGGCCUUAUCUCCCAAGUCUGGGCCCUCCCACUCCUCAUCGCCCUCGAGUUGCUGUCAGCAAAAGCCUCUCCUUGGGCUCGCUGGGCUGUCUCAUCGCUUCUCGUCGGUCACCCAUACAUCCACGCUAUCCUCGUAGCCAUCACAUCGCGCAAUGCCGGUACAGUGCGGACUCGCACCGUCGCGAGCGCAAUGUACAAUAUGUGUGUUCAAGCUAGCUCCAUCAUCAGCACGAACAUAUACCGAGAAGACGAUAAGCCGCUGUAUCGCAGGGGUAACAAGGUUCUACUGGGUAUAUGUGCGUAUAACUUUGCGCUGUUUAUCGGGGCAAAGCUGUAUUAUGUGGCGGUUAAUAGGAAGAGAGAGGGUAUAUGGACAGGUAUGACGAAGGAGCAGAAGGAGGUUUAUCUAGAGACGACAAAGGAGGAGGGGAAUAAGCGCUUGGACUUUCGCUUUGCGCAUUAA